Messenger RNA from Podospora anserina S mat+, 1194 nucleotides. RefSeq lists its product as uncharacterized. The coding region runs from base 1 to 1194 and encodes 397 amino acids. Lineage: Eukaryota; Fungi; Ascomycota; Sordariomycetes; Sordariales; Podosporaceae. Gene Ontology annotation, molecular function: ATP binding; tyrosine-tRNA ligase activity. The transcript is spliced from 3 exons. Gene Ontology annotation, biological process: tyrosyl-tRNA aminoacylation. The record is from RefSeq and is a predicted model, not a curated record.
AUGGCGGCCGACAACAGCAACGCGGAACAGAGGUUCGCUCUCAUCAAGGAGAACCUGGCCGAGUUCCUCAAUGAGGAGAUCAUCAAGAAGGUUGUUGAUGAGGGGGGCCAUCCCAAGAUUUACUGGGGCACGGCAACCACGGGCCGCCCUCACUGCGGCUACCUCGUCCCCGCCAUCAAGAUGGCCCAGUUCCUCGCCGCCGGCUGCGAGCUGACGGUCCUCCUCGCCGACAUCCACGGCUUCCUCGACAACCUCAAGGCCCCCCUCGAGCUGGUAAUGCACCGGGCCGAGUUUUACCGCUACACCAUCUCCACCCUCCUCGGCGCCGUCGGCGUCUCGACCGAGAAGCUCAAGAUUGUGCUCGGGUCGUCGUACCAAAAGUCGGCCGAGUACGUCAUGGAUGUGUACAAGAUGGCCUCGAUCAUUUCGGAGCAUGACGCGAAAAAGGCGGGCGCGGAGAUUGUCAAGCAGACGGAUAACGCGCCGCUGAGUGGGCUGCUGUACCCGAUUUUGCAGGUGUUGGAUGAGCAGUAUCUUGAUGUGGAUGCGCAGUUUGGUGGGGUCGAUCAGAGAAAGUUGUUUAUUGCUGCGAAGGAGUGGUUGCCCAAGUUGGGUUACAAGGAGAGGGCGCAUUUGAUGAACCCGAUGGUGCCUGGGUUGCAUGGGGGGAAGAUGAGCUCGAGUGAUCCGGAUAGCAAGAUUGACUUGUUGGACUCGCCGGAGACGGUGGCUAAGAAGAUCAAGAAGGCGCAUGCGGCGCCGCAGGUGACGGAGGAUAAUGGGUUGUUGGCUUUUAUUGAGUAUGUGCUGCUGCCGGCGAGCGGGUUGAGGGGGAAGAAGGAGUUCAAGGUGGAGAGGGAGAGGGAUGGGUUGGAGACGUUGGUUUAUGAGGAUAUUGAGAAGAUCAGGGAGGAUUACAAGAAUGAUAUCUUGACGCCACAAUUGAUCAAGCCUGCGAUCACAAGAGACUUGAACGCUCUUUUGGCACCUAUCCAGGAGGCGUUCAAGAACAACAAGGAGUGGCAGGAGAUUGCCGAGAAGGCCUACCCUCCUCCACCAAAGAAGGAGAAGAAGGUCAAGAACAAGGGGACACGCUACCCCGGCGGUGGCAAGCCUGAGGAGAAGGCGUUGCCAAUGAGGACAAACGGUGAUGCGCCUGCCGAAGCUACGGAGGCUGCUCCAUCUGCUCAAUAG